Messenger RNA from Schistosoma mattheei, 1077 nucleotides. The record is from the annotation of a GenBank genome assembly. NCBI's taxonomy places the organism in Eukaryota, Metazoa, Platyhelminthes, Trematoda, Strigeidida, Schistosomatidae.
AUGAAACUUAGGCUGAAGUUCCUAAAUAAGUUUCAUGUUUUCGAGACUCCAACAGCUAGUCCCACUCUUAAUGAGAUUUUUGAAUCUGCUUCGAAAAUUUUCGGUUUGAAAAGAGAAAAUGUUCAAAUAAGUCUUAAUGCAAAAGAUUAUUAUAAUAUAAAUUAUUCAAAUCAAUCUCUAUCAGAACUUGGUAUUGUUAAUGGUGAUAUAAUCUAUAUUAAUUCAUUGGAAAAAUUAGAUGAUAUAAAACAAUCCUUAGAAAUUGAAUUAGCUACACCUAUUCUGAAAUUCAUCAAUGAUAAUCUACCUAAUGAUCAACAUUAUACAUCUAUUCUAUUAAUGGCUAUUCCUUUGUAUAUAUUCGCUAUUGAGAAAGGUUUAUAUACUUUAGAUCAUCUAAGUCAAUACUAUCAGGAGAUGUCAUCAAUUAUACGUUUAACAUUUAAUUAUCCUCAAGUUGAUUCUAUUAAACUGAUUUUUACAUUAUUUCAAAAUGGAAAUAUGACUUGUAUUGCUGCAAGUGUUCAAGAUCUUCCUAUUCGAAAACAAUUAAUUUUACAAACAAAACUUUAUCUUAUCAAGCAGGAUGCCAUACACCAAUCUACUACGAAUAAAUUAAAUCUUCUAUACAGACAUUUACGAUUGUUAUCUAUACGAAUUAAAGAUGAAUUAAUUGAACCUAUACUAUUGGCUAUUCAUUCAGAAUAUAAUUUAUCUCCAAGACUUCAUUUAUGUACUCUUCCAAGUGAAUUAUUUUGUGAAAUAUUGUGUUAUUUACCAUUAACAUCACUUGGUUUCUUAAUGUUAUGUAAUCGUGAAUUAUCUUAUCGUAUACGUAAUUGUAAUACAGUUUGGCGUAUUCAUUUAGCUAAGUUGAAUGCUAAAAACAGACCGAUUUCAGAUGGUGUACUUAGUCGACAACAAUCAUCAUCAUCAUUAUUACAACAAAAUAUUGGUGACGAUGUUGAUAAUGAGAUGGACCAAACUGAACAAGGUGAAGCUUAUAAACAAUUUUUAGCUCGUUAUAAAAGGUUGUUCAUUCAAAAAAGAUAUGAUAGGGGCCUUUUCUUCUGUUGA